AACACGAAAAUGUUUUGUUUUUGAUGCCCUUGCAGAGGGUAUUAUAAUUUCAGUAAGGGGGAUAUGUACCUCAGACCCCAUCUAGUAUAUAUGUACAUAUAAAUAUGUAUUCUUGAUCUCAGUAUCACCAUCUGAAUCGAAUUAGAAAUUUACAGUCUUCUGACGACUCUUUAAGGAAUCUAAGAUAUAGCUGCCAUGGAAAUAAGAAAAUUUUGGGGAAUUCCACCAAACUAGUGAAAUACCAUAUAAUUCACUAUCGCUGGCGUUGUAAGGGUCGGUUCAGUUCUAUAGAUAUUUAGGUAUCAUAAAUUUAUAGAGGCAUGCCACUUUGAAAUUGGAAUAAAAUUAGUCGAGUUAUGGCUAUUUAAACAAUAAUUGUGGUUACACUUUCUGCGGGCACCAUUUAAUUCCAAAUAAUACGCCCUGAACCACACGCUCCACCGCAGCCCCAUCCAAUGCAAAAGCUCCAAGAAAGCUCCGCACGCUAAUCUCAAACAGCUGACUUUAGCAAAACAUUUCGCAUUUGUAUCUGAGGCCGCAAAAACAGUCAGAUAGGAGAUACGAACGGCAAGCGAAUAGACGAGGGCGCGAGAUGCAGACGCCGUGCCUAACCACAGUACAAACUAGAAUUCCAAUAGGUUAAAAUAGCGCUGUUUUCCCCGUUACUCCAACUCAGUUUAUCUACUAACAUUAAUGUGAUGGUGCCCCAGGCUGUGAAGUUGUUUCAGGGUUCGCUGGGCCAGUGGCGACGCGUAAUCAGCGCGCCCAAACUGCAUCCUAUGGCCAAGGGUGCGCUUACGUACGCGGUCAUGUGGCCAGCGGGUAGCCUGAUUCAGCAGGCGCUAGAGGGACGCAAGCUAAGAGAUUACGACUGGGCCAGGGCGCUCCGCUUCAGCUUAUUUGGAGCCCUGUACGUGGCGCCCACUCUGUACGGCUGGGUGCGACUAACCAGCGCCAUGUGGCCACACACAAAUCUGCGCACUGGCGUCAUAAAGGCCAUCACAGAGCAGCUCUCCUAUGGACCCUUCGCCUGCGUCAGCUUCUUUAUGGGCAUGAGCCUGCUGGAGCUGAAGACCUUUAGCCAGGCUGUGGACGAGACAAAGGAGAAGGCGGCGCCCACGUACAAGGUCGGGGUGUGCAUCUGGCCCUUCCUGCAAACCAUAAACUUCUCAUUGGUUCCGGAGCACAAUCGCGUGGUGUUCGUAAGCAUUUGCAGCCUGAUGUGGACCAUAUUCCUAGCUUACAUGAAGACACGCCAUGAGGAGCCGUCGGAUGCCGCGAGUUUUGUUUGUACAUAGUUCCCCACAUGCCGUAUUCGCUACCUGUUGUGUGUCCAUUAGGUCAAUUGUUGAAUUAGAUAGAGUUAUUAUCUGUAUAGAGUCA
Messenger RNA from Drosophila ficusphila, 1383 nucleotides. RefSeq names its product mpv17-like protein. Bases 699 to 1298 code for a protein of 199 amino acids. The record is from RefSeq and is a predicted model, not a curated record. The transcript has 5 exons. Gene Ontology annotation, cellular component: cytoplasm; membrane. NCBI's taxonomy places the organism in Eukaryota, Metazoa, Arthropoda, Insecta, Diptera, Drosophilidae.